Oncorhynchus nerka (sockeye salmon) is the source of this 2120-nucleotide messenger RNA. Its product is annotated as DNA damage-regulated autophagy modulator protein 2-like. The coding region runs from base 286 to 1104 and encodes 272 amino acids. The record is from RefSeq and is a predicted model, not a curated record. Gene Ontology annotation, cellular component: lysosome. The transcript has 8 exons. Lineage: Eukaryota; Metazoa; Chordata; Actinopteri; Salmoniformes; Salmonidae. Gene Ontology annotation, biological process: photoreceptor cell maintenance; regulation of autophagy.
UCUUCUGAAACACUAACAGGAAGUAACGGGAUUACGUUUUUGGUUGAGAGAGCAUGACAUAAACCCUAAUCCGUGUCAUGUACAUUUAAUUAUAGCGAUCAGAAGAGUAAACUACAACUUUGCUUUUCUGCGUUCUCGCUGUUAAUUUUUUAUUUUGUAAGACCAAUUGAGGUGUGAUGAGGUGACAGCAAAGGAACCGCCGAAGGUGAAGACAACACACCAGCACAAGUGGUUUAACUUGGAUAGGCUACUGGUGGAUUGACACAUACACACAGAACAGAGGACAUGUGGUGGUUCCAGGAAGGUCUGUGUAUUAUACCAGUAGCUCUGGUAUUAUGGACGACAGCCACGUUCAUCUUCGAUUACAUCACAGCUGUGGUGCUGAGACAUGUGGACCCACUGGUGCCAUACAUCAGUGACACAGGGACAGUUGCCCCAGAGAGAUGUGUGUUUGGAAUCAUGCUGGAUGUGUCAGCCUUCCUAGGUGUAGCCACCGUGUAUGUACGCUACAAGCAGGUCCAAGCCUUGACAGACGAAGAGGAGUCAAAGCUCCAUAAACUCAACGUCUUGGGCCUGGUGCUGGGGUGGACCAGCUCCUUUGGCAUGUGCAUCGUCGCUAACUUCCAGAAAACCACUCUGUUCUUCAUGCACCUGGUGGGGGCGAUAUUGACGUUAGGUGUGGGGGCCCUGUACAUCCUGGUGCAGACGCUGGUGUCGCUGUACAUGCAGCCUCACGUUCACGGGAAGAGUAUAUUCUGGGUCCGACUCAGCAUUGGAGUCUGGACCUUUGCCAGCAUUAUCAGCAUGUUUGUUUCAUCUGUCAUCAUGUACAGCAGUCUGCCUGGAGUGGACGUGGCCCAUAAACUGCACUGGAUACCUGGAGAGACGGGCUACAUCCCUCACAUCAUCAGCACCAUCUCUGAGUGGUCUCUGGCUCUGUCCUUCGUCAGUUUCUUCCUCACCUACAUCCGAGACUUCCAGAAAAUAACGCUGCGGGCAGAGGCGGACCUAAGGAGUAAUCACAUGUAUGAUUCACCGCACUACAGCAUCACCACACCUCUCAACCAAUCAGAGACCUCUCCACUGCUGGCGGGGGGCAUCUGAACAAGACCACUCCUAGUAGUGCGGUUGAGUCGAGCUGUAAAUGUCAACAUACUGAAUGGAAUAAAUUAGAUUAUAAUGCGGAUGGUUCGAGCCCUGAAUGCUGAAAGCCGUGGUAUAUUAGACCGUAUACCACGGGUAUGACCCACAAACAUUUUGUGUUCUAAUUUAGUUGGUAACCAGUUUAUAAUAGCAAUAAGGCACCUCAGGGGUUUGUGGUAUAUGGCCAAUAUACCACAGCUAAGGGCUGUAUCCAGGCACUCUACGUUGCAUCACGCCUAAGAACAGCCCUUAGCCAUAAUAUAUACGCCAUAUACCACACCUCCUCUGGCCUUAUUGCUUAAACAUAGAAUGCUGAGUGUGCAAGCACAAAGAUACUGCUGAUAAGCCUAAUUCUUAGGUACAGUAGAAAUGCCACACGCCAUUUUUAAACUGACAUGCCUUUUGAUGUCAACUGCACUAUUUUCACUGACAUUUGGUUCUUUGUGUUAUGAGCCUGGAGCCUAUUUGUAUUGGGCCUAAGGGCAUCAUCUGACAAAUGUCAUCUGUGGUGUGUUAAAGGUUUUUAUACCUUGUACUUUUUUUUAGUAUUCAGAACACAACUAUGCUAUUCUUAUCAACCACUGGAUGGUGCCAAAGAGCCAGCAACAUGUUUGGUUCUGCUUUCUUACAAGUCUAGCAACCCCCUCAACACAAAAAUAGAUGUGAGCAUUUGUUGCAUGAGCUUACGUUGAUUGUCUUUCAUGAGAAUUUAUAUUAUUAAGUGUUUUGAAGCAAGGCACUUGAACUAAUUAUCUAGAAGUAUAAUGAUGCAUUUACUCUACUUCACUUGUGCUUUGGAAUGCUAAGUUAUUGUGCUCUGGCUGUGAAGCCCUCAGUGUUAAUGUAGGAGAAUAAGGAAAUAAGUGUGUUUUAGAUUUGAUCAUUACUGAAUGGAUUGUAUUUUUUUGUACUUUUCUAUUUGGUUUUGUGCUUUUCUAUUUCUUCCCCAAUUAUGAUUUAAAUUACUUCCAUACAGA